GACAGUACAGGAGUGAACACUGGAGGGUAGCAACUUCCGUUUCAAUGUUCACUUACCUAUCAUAUUAUAUGAACCUUCAUUAAAUUAAUUCUUUUGUUGUUCUCGUUAUUUAACGAGCAUAGUAUAAGUACUAUUAAUAGGACACUGCAGUGAAACCGCUGGUGCGUGAGAUGAAAUGACAACGUCAACACUGCAGAAAGCGAUUGAGCUGGUCACUAAAGCCACAGAGGAGGACAAGGCCAAGAACUAUGAGGAGGCGCUGAGACUCUACCAGCAUGCUGUGGAGUAUUUCCUGCACGCCAUCAAAUAUGAAGCACACAGUGACAAGGCAAAGGAAAGCAUCCGUGGGAAGUGUAUGCAGUAUCUGGACAGAGCCGAGAAACUCAAGGAAUACUUGAAAAAUAAGGACAAACAGGGCAAGAAACCAGUGAAGGAAACGCAGAGCAAUGACAAAAGUGACAGUGACAGUGAGGGAGAAAAUCCUGAAAAAAAGAAACUCCAGGAGCAUCUGAUGGGUGCGAUUGUGAUGGAGAAACCCAAUGUGAGGUGGAGUGACGUGGCCGGACUGGAGGGGGCAAAAGAGGCCCUGAAGGAAGCUGUCAUUCUGCCCAUCAAAUUUCCACACCUGUUCACAGGCAAGCGCACUCCAUGGAGGGGCAUUCUUUUGUUCGGGCCCCCCGGCACAGGAAAGUCUUAUCUGGCCAAAGCUGUCGCCACCGAGGCCAAUAACUCCACCUUCUUCUCCGUAUCUUCCUCUGACCUCAUGUCAAAGUGGCUCGGCGAGAGUGAAAAACUGGUGAAGAAUCUGUUCGAUCUGGCUCGCCAGCAUAAGCCGUCCAUCAUCUUCAUAGACGAGGUGGAUUCUCUCUGUGGAUCCAGAAAUGAGAAUGAAAGCGAAGCCGCUCGGAGGAUCAAGACGGAGUUCCUGGUGCAGAUGCAGGGUGUUGGUAAUAACAAUGAUGGGAUAUUAGUUCUCGGUGCUACUAACAUUCCCUGGGUGCUUGAUGCUGCUAUCCGCAGAAGGUUUGAGAAGCGUAUCUACAUCCCGCUCCCAGAGGAGCCGGCGAGAACGGCCAUGUUUCGCUUGCAUUUGGGUAACACGCCUCACAGUCUGACCGAGGCAGACCUGCGUCAACUGGCCCGCAAAACGGAUGGAUACUCCGGAGCCGAUAUCAGCAUCAUAGUACGAGACGCUCUCAUGCAGCCUGUCAGGAAAGUGCAGUCCGCUACGCAUUUCAAAAAGGUGCGAGGCCCGUCUCGCAGUAACAGUUCUCUGAUGGUGGAUGACCUCCUGACCCCGUGUUCCCCCGGUGACCCUGAUGCCAUAGAGAUGACCUGGAUGGAUGUUCCCGGUGACAAACUGCUGGAGCCCAUAGUGUGCAUGUCUGACAUGCUGCGCUCUCUGGCGACCACACGCCCCACCGUAAACACAGAAGAUCUGCUGAAGGUGAAGAAGUUCACAGAGGAUUUUGGACAGGAGGGCUGAACCACGACACACCAUUCAAUCCAAACAUCCAUUCGUAUGUAGCUGUCCCAACUCAACCAGGACUAUCUACUCUAAACUAACCCGCAGCCUGACCGGCAGGAGCAUGUGAUCGAAUCUAACAUCUCUAAUCGCCCAACACUACAGAACAUCACAUUCAUCAGAUUGGAAAGACGAAAGCGCAAGAGAGAGCACGAAGCUUGCUGUAAAUUGUUUUCUGUUUACAUAAUCAGCUUGGUUGAAGUUUUCAUUCAUUUUCUGAAGUUUUUCUUGUCUCUCUGCCCUUGAUUCUGAACUAUCAACAGUACAGAUCUCACACCAAUGAGUAUUUAUGUUAAUUUAUUAUUAGUUCUUUGGAUUGUUUUGAGCGCAGAUCACUUUGAGCUUUAUCAGUAUGUUUUUUUUUGUCCAGUUUAGUAUUGCAGCACUUUACUGUAUGAACAUGGUCUGUGUGAAUCUGUCAAAGACACGACUGGGUCAUAUUUAGCCUCAGAAUUAAACGGGGAAAAAUAUCAAUUGUAUUUGGAAAGAAAAUGAAGCCUAUUUGAUCAAUUAUUCACGCAGAUGAUUUUUUUUUCUCUACAGUAAUUGAGAUUUGCUUAAUGUAAUUUCACAACGCAAUUAGGUAUGUGGCUGAAGAAAAGUCUAGUUUACAACUAUUCUGCUUUUUUUUGUAGUGUGACUGUGUUUUCAGUGUAUUUUCCGUUUGACCCAAAGGCUGAAAUCUGACCUGGCUGUUUGUUUGACAGACUCACCCAUCAACAUUUCACUUAUUUAAAAAAAAAAAACUCCUGAUAAAGCAGAUGUGUUGUAAUAAUGAAGUGUGUUACAGACCAUUAGCUGUCAUUCAUUCUGAAGAAUAACAUUGACCUGAUCUGAAAAUAAUUACUUUUAAAAAAAAAUUGUGCAUUGUUUGUGCAACUGUUGUACUUCAGCCUGUCCAGUCGGCUUCAAAUGGAUAAACCUGCCUUCUGAUAAUUGUUCUGUAACAUUAACAAUUUAAUCAAAGGAUAAUUUUCUCUGAACAUGCUGUGUAUGUUUCCAGGAAAAAAGCUGACUUUCUAUUUGAUUUGAGAAGGGGAAAACUCAGUGUUUCUUUACAAUGGAGAAUGUUGUGAAGAAAAUGAAGAAUUAAGCACAAUGUACCUAUCCAAAUAUUAAUCUUAUGUGCCAACCAAUUCAAAUAUCUCACAAAAUCAGCUCAAUAUCUUACUGAUAUUUUUUCUUUUUGACUUGGAAGCAUAACUGAGGGAUCAUCAGUCGUUCCCUCAUUACUUUCUUCUGAGGAGAACAACAUUUCCCAUUUAGAUCCUCCUUAAAGGAGAAGUUCACUUCAAAACAAAGAUUCACAUACAAUGUACUCACGCCCUUGUCAUCCAAGAUGUUCAUGUCUUUCUUUCUUCAGUCGUUAAGAAAUUAUGUUUUUGAAAGUGGACUUCUCCUUUAAGCAACAUCUUAACUAAAACAAACCUGACAAGAAUCAUAACAAUUGUGCUAUAACUAUCAAAUCCCUGCAUAUAACUGAAGAUGACGUUCCGAUUGCCUUCUGUUCAUCAUUUGGUCAAAUAAACAAAAAACAAUUGCCGACAA
Labeo rohita (rohu) is the source of this 3073-nucleotide messenger RNA. It is a transcript of the gene vps4a, whose product is annotated as vacuolar protein sorting 4 homolog A. Lineage: Eukaryota; Metazoa; Chordata; Actinopteri; Cypriniformes; Cyprinidae. The transcript has 11 exons. Gene Ontology annotation, biological process: vacuole organization; endosomal transport. The record is from RefSeq and is a predicted model, not a curated record. The coding region runs from base 176 to 1486 and encodes 436 amino acids. Gene Ontology annotation, molecular function: ATP hydrolysis activity; ATP binding.